UGCUCUUCUUCCUGGACGUCGGCCGCGGCUUCCUCCUCCAGCAGCGCGGCGAGCUCUUCCUCCUCAUCCGAGUCCAUCGCCGAGACGGGCAAAUCGCCGAACACCUUGCGCUCGGUGGCCGUGAACCCGCCGUUAAACCGCGCCUCCGCGGCCGGAAACUGCGACCGGAAACGCCCAGCUGUUGCGGGAGGGGCUGCCGCGGCGAAGCGCUGCUAUUUUCCGACGGGGAAUGGCUAUCUACCGGAGUCGGGCGGCGGCCGUCGCCGGGAUACAGCUAGUGGUGGCCAAGGGCGCGGGGGGUGCGAGGCGAGUCGGGGAAGAAAACCUUGACUUUUCCUCUGGCGGUGUGGGCCAGGCGUGCUUUUCCCUAGCGCCGGAGCCCCCAACGGCUCCCCAGCACGCCGGGUUCGGCCUGUGACCGCCGGGCGGAAAAAAGGUCCGAACCGGCGAUUUUCGGCGUCCUGGGGGCGCGACUGGGCCGUUUUUCCGGCGCCAGCGCCGAAAAAGUGGCCUGGAGGGGCCUGUUGGGGGCGCGGCUGGAGAUGCCCUUAGGAUGAUGACUUCCCGACUAACUAUUACAAAAAAAUUUGUCCGGCUUUAGUAAGGAAGGGGUGAUGAUGGCGGCGCCUUCAGCUCGCUUUACUGCUUGUAGUCGUCGCUAGGCGAUCUACUGAUCUAAAUGUAAUUUUUAUUAUUUCUGAUGUUCUUUAUACUACCAUGAUUGACAAUGAAUACAUAAAAAAAUUCCAAAAAGAAUCAUAUAGAGUAUAUUUUAGUGGACUUACUAAUAUUUUUAUUACUCUAUUAGUAGCGGAGAAACUAUAGACAAGUACUAGUACAACGUUUGAGGUGACGCAGAUCCGUAACCCACGGUAUUAACGAUGGGUAGGCCCAAUAGCAUUCUACUUAGAACACAACGUACAGUUGAGGAAAUAUGUUAGCAUACGCAACCUCUGCCUCCACUCCAAAAAAGUUAAGGGCUUUGUUUUAAAAAAAAGAGUUAAGGGUUCCUCUUCCUCGGGCCGGCGCCACCGCUAGUCUGCCUCAUGUUCGGUGGUCUUAGGACCAUAGGGCGUGGUGGAUCUCGGCCCUUACCGAUGGGAAGGCUUUGUUUUUAGACGUUUCCUUGAGUUUUAUUAAGGUUAAGCCCAAUCACAUUCUACUUACAAUACAAAGUACAGUUGAGGAAAUCUGUUAGCAUAUGCAGCCGUCACCUUCUCUCAAAAAAAGUUUAGGAUUUCCUCCUGACGGCGCCGGUGCCAGUCCACCUCAUCUCCAGUGGCCUUAGGGCCAGGGGGUGGUAGAUGUCUUCCCUUGCUUGCUGGUGGGAGAUCUCAGUUUUUAGAUGUUUUUUUUGAGUUUUUUAGGGUUUGUGUCCUACUCAGGAAAAGAGAUGGCGGCGGCUCUCUAAAGAUGGAAUCAUGUUCUUCCCGCCUAGCCCCCGCCCUAAUGGUGCGUCUAGCACCGUCAGAGGGCGUGUGAAGGUGUGUCUGACGGAUCACGGAGGAUUCGGUCGAUGGUUGUCUUUGGUGGAUCUACUCAGAUCCGGUCUUCAUUCGUCUAGGUUCGUGUGUCUUCAGGUUGGAUCCUCCUGAUCUAUGCAUCUCUUCAUCGGUGGCGGUUGCUGUUCUGGUGCGCUGGUCCUAUGGGGCCUUAUCACGAUGACUUCUCGGCUGUCUACUACAACAAGUUUUUUCCGACUCCGGCAAGGGAGGGGCGAUGACAGCGGCCUGCGUUCGGCUCAGUUCAGUACUUAUAGUUGUCACUAGAUGGUCUAGAGAUCUGAAUGCAAUGUUUACUAAUUCUGGUAUUCGUUAUACUGCCAUGAUUGAAGGAAAUAUGUUAGGCAUACGUGAAUUUAUAUUCAACGAUUAGAGUAGGCUGCUUUUUUUAAUGUUUGAAUGGACGAAAGAUGGAUGAUACGCUUUGAAUUAGACUAAUGACUUUAUGGAGGAUAAUAUUUUAUAUUUUAAGAAGUAUUUUUUUUCUCGUUUUGUAAUGGAAAUAUUAAAAUUCAACCGUAAGAUAUUGCCAGUUUCUAACAAGAUGACGUGGAAAAUUUGUGUGGAGGCAAUACUGUUCUGUAGGGCUUUCGAUAACACAUUUCCAAGAUGUAUUUUCUUACAAAAGCACAGAUAGAUAAUGAUCACCUUAUGCAUAACUACCAAUACUUCUAGACAACCAUAGGUGUAGAAUGUUAAAUUGCUGUCAGACAGUCCAUCUUUAGGUGUAGCUGUUCCCCCUUUUUUUUUACUAUAAAUGAGGGUAGAAAAGUUGAUUAAGAUCAUCUACCAUUGCUGUAACGGCAUAAGAAAUUUCAACCGAAAAGAAGAAGAUUAUGAAGGUAAAAGGAGAUCCUCUGGACCUGCCACUCUAUGGUGUGAGCUGCCCCGUUCCCAUCAUCCCAAUGUAGUCACCAAAAGUCACAGUCGGUGCAUUCAAGCAUGACACUAUGCAUCAAGUUUCUUUUCCAGUUCUUGUUCAUCUUUAAAUUCGACGGUAUACUUUAUUUCCAGCUGACCCAGUUUAUACGUCUGAAGACUACAGGAAGGUUCACCGAGAUGCUGUGCCGUUGCUGCAACGGCACGUCAAUUUUGAAAUUAAUGGCUGUAAUGUAAGUAAAUAGUACGUUGCUAGUGGCACCCUAAAAAAUAUACCCUGCUAGUGGUAGAUAGAUAAAGCUGGAUCAAAGCUCUGUUCUGGAUACACCUGCUUAUGCCACUUUUCAUGCCCAUGACCAGCAUGAAGCCUGUCUCCUUUUUGCUACUCAUCAAACUACUCUUUCUUGGCCUUAGUGUGGCACCCUUCAUUGCCGGCGAUGAGCAUCAGUUCAGCUUCUCCGGCUUUUCCAACACCAACCUCACCCUUGACGGUGCGGCCUCGGUCACGCCCAAUGGAUUACUUAUGCUCACCAAUGGCUCGGCCCUGAGCAUGGGCCAUGCCUUCUAUCCGAGUCCGCUGCACUUCCACAAUUUGUCCGAUGGGACUGUACAGACCUUCUGCAUCUCGUUUGUCUUCGCCAUCGUCCCCACCUACAAGGACUUGAGCAGCAAUGGCCUCACCAUGUUCAUUGCACCGAGCAAGAAUUUGCCAGCAGCGAUGCCAAUACAGUUCUUGGGUCUUCUCAACGACCAGAAUAAUGGCAAUGAAACAAACCACAUCUUCGCAAUCGAGCUAGACACCUUUCAGAACUUGGAGUUCGAGGACAUCAACGACAACCAUAUCGGUAUUGACAUCAACAGUCUCUAUUCCAUAAAAUCCCACAAUGCUGGCUUCUACCACGACGAGAGUGGCACCUUCCAGAGCUUGGGUCUCGAUAGCCAAGAGGCCAUGCAAGUGUGGGUGGACUACCACAGAGAGAAGACACAGAUCGAUGCCACCAUGGCUCCUCUCGGCAUGGUCAAACCUACAAGACCAACGGUUUCGGCCAACUACAACCUCUCAAGUGUGCUCACAGAUGUGGCAUACAUUGGCUUCUCAUCUGCACAAGGCAAGAUAAACACGAAGCACUAUGUGCUGGGUUGGAGUUUUGGCAUGAACAGUCCUGCUCCAGCUAUCAAUCUCACCAUCCUGCCAACACUACCUUCUGAUCCUCAUACCAAGUAUCGACACCGUCUCUGGCUAUUGGAGAUCAUUCUACCACUAGCAACGGCAGCACUCAUCCUGUCUGUGGCUGCCGUUGUUUCCCUACUUGUGCGGAGGCAUUUCAGGUAUGCAGAGUUACGUGAUGACUGGGAGGUCGAAUUCGGUCCACACCGCUUCUCGUACAAGGAUUUGUUCCAUGCAACAGAGGGAUUUGACGACAAAAACCUCCUAGGGGCCGGAGGAUUUGGACGAGUAUACAGAGGGGAGCUGCCAAGGUCCAAACUCAGGGUGGCUGUGAAGAGGGUGUCGCAUGACUCGAAGCAAGGCAUGAAGGAAUUCAUCGCCGAAAUUGUUAGCAUUGGCCGCCUUCAAAAUCCAAAUCUCGUACACUUACUUGGCUAUUGCAGGCGUCAAGGUGAGCUCCUGUUAGUGUAUGAGUACAUGCCCAAAGGAAGCCUCGAUAAGUACUUGUAUGGUGAAGUGAACAACUCCACAUUAAGUUGGGAUCAGAGGUUUUGGAUCAUCAGGGGCAUCGCGUCUGCACUGAUUUAUCUCCACGAGGAGUGGGAGAAAGUAGUUGUCCACCGAGACAUCAAGGCAAGCAAUGUGCUCCUUGAUGAUGAGUUGAACGCACGGUUGGGUGAUUUCGGUCUAGCAAGGCUGUAUGAUCAUGGUGUUGAGCAAGAAACUACUCGUGUUGUCGGCACCAUCGGAUACCUUGCUCCAGAGCUAGCACGGACGGCCAAGGGUACUCCUCUUACCGAUGUAUUUGCCUUUGGUGUAUUUAUUCUAGAGGUCACUUGUGGACAAAGACCUAUCAUGCAAAGCACACAAGAUGAGCUGGUCAUGUUGGUUGAUUGGGUGCUUGAGCAUGUGCAACAAGGAUCACUCGAAGAUGCAAUAGAUGUGAGGCUUAAAGGGCACUACAAUGUCGGUGAGGCAUAUUUGGCGCUGAAGCUAGGACUACUGUGCUCACAUCCGUUUGUGUGUGCAAGGCCUAGCAUGCGGCAAGUGAUCCAAUACCUAGAUGGGCAUAUUGAACCACCAGAGCUACCAGCACACCAGAGCUUCCAAGCGCUGGCCUUGAUGCAAAAUGAAGGGUUUGAUCCAUACAUCAUGUCAUAUCCUUCAUCAACGAAUGUUGGCACAAUAUCAAGCAUUUCAGGAGGAAGAUGAGCACUAUGUUUGAUGGCAUUGAUAGUGCUUACUCAUCAAUGAUGUACCCUAUAGAACAUACAGUGUCUGUAAUAAGGCUAAUAACAGUAUGUAAGGUUUGUUGCGUCAUCAACAAGAUUGAUAGGUCUGGUAGAAUGAUAAGUACCAUCUAAAUAAACAGUUUGUAAUAGGAGGCUCAACCUCAGGUGCCCAGCUAUCAACUCUGUAAUAUAAAUUUCAUAGUUUUCUGAUUU
Messenger RNA from Triticum urartu, 4994 nucleotides. The record is from RefSeq and is a predicted model, not a curated record. NCBI's taxonomy places the organism in Eukaryota, Viridiplantae, Streptophyta, Magnoliopsida, Poales, Poaceae.